This is a messenger RNA of Brassica napus (rape), 884 nucleotides long. RefSeq names its product membrane protein PM19L. The record is from RefSeq and is a predicted model, not a curated record. NCBI's taxonomy places the organism in Eukaryota, Viridiplantae, Streptophyta, Magnoliopsida, Brassicales, Brassicaceae. The transcript is spliced from 4 exons. The coding region runs from base 135 to 647 and encodes 170 amino acids.
AUAAACAAAUAUAUAUAUACACAGACAUACAGAGAUCUUGUGAUUAUCCCAAGACAGAACACAGAGAAAGUCUUUUCCAAUUUUUUUUCUUUUUUUGUCGGAAAACUCAGAGAAUCUUUCUUUUAGGCACUAUAAUGGCUUCAGGAGGAUCAAAGUCGGCGGCUUUCAUGCUUCUGUUGCUGAAUCUUGGCCUCUAUUUUGUAGUCACCGUCAUCGCUGCCUGGGCUGUUAAUCACGGCAUCGAGAGAGCUCGCGAGUCCGCGUCGGUGCUCUCUCUCCCGGCGAAGAUCUUCCCGAUAUACUUCCCGGUGGGGAACAUGGCGACUGGUUUUUUCGUAAUAUUCUCGUUGAUCGCCGGGGUCGUCGGAAUGGCGACGUCACUCAGCGGGAUCAUGAACGUUCUUGAGUGGGACUCUCUGAAUCUCCACUCCGCCGCCGCUUCCUCUCUCGUCUCCUGGUCGCUCACUCUCCUCGCCAUGGGAUUGGCUUGUAAAGAGAUCAACAUCGGCUGGACCGAAGCCAAUCUAAGAACUCUUGAAGUGUUGACAAUAAUUGUAAGUGGUACUCAAUUGUUGUGUACCGGAGCCAUUCACGUCGGAGCUGGAGAAACAGCUGCCGGAGAAAGGCCUCAUGCGGGAAGGGUUUGAGUUUCUAAACUUAAAGAGAUACAUAUUGGUUUGAUUUUCUUAUUUCAAGCGUGCAGUUUACUCAAAACAAGAGUUUGUGAUCGUGUAAUCUACUGUGUGUUGAUUGUUUUAUUCGUCUAGUUUUUUCUAUUAUAUUCCUUGAUUGUAUACGACGCUAUCUGAAACUAAGGAAGUGUUAUCAUGCAAAAACAAUUGUUGAAUUAGUGUCUCUUAUAUCAAACAAAAAAGUUAUUGAAA